This is a messenger RNA of Recurvomyces mirabilis, 996 nucleotides long. RefSeq lists its product as uncharacterized. The transcript has 2 exons. NCBI's taxonomy places the organism in Eukaryota, Fungi, Ascomycota, Dothideomycetes, Mycosphaerellales, Teratosphaeriaceae. The record is from RefSeq and is a predicted model, not a curated record. The coding region runs from base 1 to 996 and encodes 331 amino acids.
AUGGACUGCCGGGACGCAUCGCAUGACGAGCCUCUGCUGAGUGCCGUAAAAGCGUCUUCUGAAAGCCAUUUCAUGGUUGCCGGUACGGACGACUUUAGUGAGAUGGCAAGCCCACUUACGACAGCUGGAUGGAGCAGUUGGGGGAGUGCUGGGCCUGCUGGGCCUGCUGGCACACUUAGUAAUAAAUGCGGCUCUGCUGAAGCCUCAGGCAUACCAAUCUCACGGGUCGCUCACACCGCACGUGACCCAGCCAUAGAGCAUGCAGAUCGAUGGGACGAUAUCCUUUCCUGGCCGCCCACGUACGAUCCCGAUUGGAUAACGACAGGCAGUACCCCGGGACAAGCUAUCCAUGGCCCGUCAAGUCCUUGGUCUGAGGACAUGUGUCACAAUCUCGUCGACAACCUGGGCAGCACCGAACUCUCUUUCUCUAAUGGUUGGACGUACCAUACGCCGGCCGAUGCACUGGGAGAAAUGCAGAGCGCAGUCUUAGCGAGCGAGGCGGAAGCUACUGUCCACUGGCCAGUCCAAAAGACCCAUCCGCAUAUUGUGGCCGAUCAAGGACAACCGAAUCUACACAGCGAUUUCGUCGUCAAUGAGCAACUCGCGACUCUCAAUCCUGCUAUUCUCAUGCGUCCUUACCCAGCAAUUGACCGAGCGGCUCAUGUCAUCCCUCCCGUCUCACCCAACUUUCUGAAGCCGACUAUGGACACACAGGUGCCCGCCAUCUCCUGCCCCGACAAGGAGUCAAUCCCGUCCGGCCAGCAGCCCGGUCGCGUUCUCAAGUGCGCCUGGCCUGGUUCAUCCUGCACUUACAUAUCUGGGAGAGGCCGACCUUACGAGAUGAAGCGUCACAUGGACACUGUGCAUCUCAAAAUUCGCUCUAUCUGUCGCCGUUGCGGACGGUCGUUCUGCAGAGAGGAGAAGAUGCUGUCGCACCUCCGUAACGCUCAUGCUGGUAUACCUACACGUCAACUUGCUGGCGGUAUAGGCCACUGA